Messenger RNA from Symbiodinium sp. CCMP2456, 786 nucleotides. NCBI's taxonomy places the organism in Eukaryota, Dinophyceae, Suessiales, Symbiodiniaceae. The record is from the annotation of a GenBank genome assembly.
AUGGCAGGUGAGUCGGAGGAUGACCUCUUAGCAACCCUGGAAAUCCCCACCGGCGAGCUGAUUCUGGAGUCCAGAGUAGGUACGGGAUGCACAUCAGAGGUCUACAAGGGCAUCUGGACACGCACCCACACUGUCGUCGCGAUCAAACAGAUCAGUGAAGAUGCCAGGAUGCGUUCAGAGCAGCAAUUGGCCUUUGUGCGAGAGAUGAGCGUGUUGACCCAGGUUCGGCACGAGAAUUUGGUACAGCUCUACGGCGUUUGCCUGGACACGCGGCCCUUGCGGAUCGUCACGGAGUUCUGCGGUGGGGGCGCUGCUUUUGAGCUGCUUCAUCAUUCGCCUCAAAUUGACUUAGUUUAUUCACAACAAAUCAAGAUGUGCAGAGAUGUGGCUCGAGCCAUGUGCUACCUGCAUACGUUCAACCCGAUGAUCAUCCACAGAGAUCUGAAAUCAUUGAACCUCCUACUGGACAAGCCAGUUACAGGACCAACAGAUGAGCCCUUGGUGAAGGUCUGUGAUUUUGGCGUGGCAAAAUUUCAGGUCCAGGAUGGAGACUGGGGGCAGAUGACCAAUCAGGCGGGGACCAAGCACUGGAUGGCCCCAGAGAUGUGGACCGGCUCCACCUACGACGAGAAGGUGGACGUGUUCUCCUAUGCCAUGGUGAUCUACGAAAUCAUUUGUCGUGAAGUUCCCUUCGAAGAGGAGGAGCCGACAGAUGUGGGCAAAUACACGGUGGCCGGGAUCCGCCCAGACAUGGAGUUUGGGGAAGAGCAGUUUCAGAAGAUGUGA